Penicillium digitatum Pd1 is the source of this 861-nucleotide messenger RNA. Its product is annotated as putative HIT finger domain protein. The record is from RefSeq and is a predicted model, not a curated record. Gene Ontology annotation, biological process: chromatin remodeling. NCBI's taxonomy places the organism in Eukaryota, Fungi, Ascomycota, Eurotiomycetes, Eurotiales, Aspergillaceae. Gene Ontology annotation, cellular component: Swr1 complex. Gene Ontology annotation, molecular function: nucleosome binding.
AUGUUCCGCGUCGAACUCGUCUCCGACACAUCAACAGCCACACCAGGCUGGUCCUACGCCCCAGCCCGGGGCUUCGACCCCACCCAAGCGAUGGCCCCAACCCUAGGCCGCAAACGCGGCAUCCGCGACGCCGGCAAAGGCGGCGAUAUUUCCUCACGACAAGCGAACGCAAUCGCCCGCCACAUUGCCGAACUAGACCGCGAGAACCAGCGCGACGUCACCAUCCCCGCACCAGUGAAACAAGCCCGCGAAGCCGGCGCACGCGGCACAAGAGCAAAGACCACCUCGAACGUCCGCCGCAUCCUCCAAUCCCAAAAGACCUUCCGGAACCACCUCGACGACGAAGAAGCGGCAAUAGCAUCUGGCAGCGGGGGUAUAGCAGGUAUGCAGGGCGCAGGAGGCGCGAACCUCGUUGCGGCCAAGGGAGGCAAGGCUGCUGCGCGCCGCAGCGCGACACCGGCCAGCACGGCAGGCAUCAAACGUCCGUCGGCGGCUAUGGCGGGUACGCCGACUGGUGCGUCGACGCCUGCGCAGGAGACUACGGAUGCGGAAACGGAUGUUGAUGAUGAGCCGCUGCGGAAGCCGAAACUUAUCAAGUCGGAAUAUGAUAAUGAUCCCUUGCUGCGCUCGUAUGCGCCGCCUGUGCCUUCUGAUCGGCUUAUGCAGAGGCUGCUGGCGGAGCCGCCGCUUUCUUACCAUGCGUCGCGGGCGAAACCGCUGGCGUCGGGGCGGCCGGGACGGCACUUUUGUUGCAUGUGUGGAUACUGGGGGAAGAUUCGGUGCAAGAGUUGUCAUUUGAGGACUUGUGGCUUGGAUUGCUACAAGGUUCAUGAGGAUUCGAGGUGUGGUGCUUUCUUCUAG